This is a messenger RNA of Cyphellophora europaea CBS 101466, 588 nucleotides long. RefSeq names its product ribosomal protein L7/L12. Lineage: Eukaryota; Fungi; Ascomycota; Eurotiomycetes; Chaetothyriales; Cyphellophoraceae. Gene Ontology annotation, cellular component: ribosome. Gene Ontology annotation, molecular function: structural constituent of ribosome. Gene Ontology annotation, biological process: translation. The coding region runs from base 1 to 588 and encodes 195 amino acids. The transcript is spliced from 2 exons. The record is from RefSeq and is a predicted model, not a curated record.
AUGGCGUCCUCUGCUCCGACCAUUGCUUUCCGCAGAAGCUGCGCGCAGUUUUCGAGCAAAUCUCAAAACCGAUCCCUAUCCUCGCAGUGCCUCCGCGUCAACUCCGUUUCAUCAACACAGUCAUCCAGGCGGCAGCAGCGAAGAUGGCAGAGUACAGACGCUGCAGCUGCAGCAGUCAAUCCCAAGAUUUCUGGCAUAGUGGACCAGAUUAGCACGUUGACGUUGCUCGAGACCGCAGACCUGGUUCAAAGCCUGAAGUGCCGUCUCAAUAUCCCCGACAUCUCGUUCGCUCCCCCAACCGCCGCCGGUGGCGUAGCCGCCCCCGCUGCUGCGGCAGAAGAAGACGAGCCCGCUGCGCCGGCUGCCGCUGAGAAGACGCUCUUCACCAUCAAGCUCGAGUCAUUUGAGGCAGCCUCAAAACCUAAGAUUAUCAAGGAAAUUAAGGGCAUGCUGGGACUUUCGUUGGUGGAUUCGAAGAAGUUUGUUGAGAGUGCGCCCAAGAUGCUCAAGGAAGGUAUCACUAAGGAGGACGCCGAGAAGAUCAAGACCACGCUUGAGGGUCUGGGAGGUAAGGUAUCGGUGGAUUAA